This is a messenger RNA of Toxorhynchites rutilus septentrionalis, 5162 nucleotides long. It is a transcript of the gene Usp47, whose product is annotated as ubiquitin carboxyl-terminal hydrolase 47. The coding region runs from base 482 to 4372 and encodes 1296 amino acids. The transcript is spliced from 15 exons. Gene Ontology annotation, molecular function: cysteine-type endopeptidase activity; cysteine-type deubiquitinase activity. Gene Ontology annotation, cellular component: nucleus; cytosol. The record is from RefSeq and is a predicted model, not a curated record. Gene Ontology annotation, biological process: protein deubiquitination. Lineage: Eukaryota; Metazoa; Arthropoda; Insecta; Diptera; Culicidae.
CUGUGCCGUUGUGACCACUCUCACUUGCUAUUGCCUUUUUUUUUUUUCGUUGCGUUCGUAGAAUUCGUCUUCGGGCUCCUCUAUAGUGGCAGGCAACAAUCAGAGUGUAACGGCAGCAUUUGUGCAUUGCAGUGGGUUUAAAUCCGUGCGUCGGUGCGUGCUGCUACUGCUACUGCGUGUCACAAAAAGUGAAUUCAAUUUCAGACUGUCUCUCCGUUCGUGAAAAGUGCAAAUCUCAGGCGUCCGCUUGGAAUCUGUGCUAAUUGUACUCUUAAAAUACCGGGCUCUUAUCCCACUUGAAGAAGCAGGGAGCAGUCGCGUGUUUGAUGUGUUUAUUUUAAACACCACUUUUGGGAUUUUUCCUGUUGCCGUUCCUCGAGGGACCACUGGAUUACGUCACACGGAUCGUGAAAAUCUUUGUGGUCGCGUUGGGUGGCAGCUGCGCCGCGCCAGCAACAUGUUGUGAGCUACUGUUAAUACGAUGGUAUGUGCCGAAGACGAAGCACUCUGUAUCAUCAAGGAUCCACUAGAAGGGGCUAAGCAGAGAAAAUUCAUUGUCACAGUACGAUCUCACUAUACAGUAGCAAAUCUGUACGAACAUGUAGCUCUCUCAACGGUUUAUCCAGAUUUUGAACUUGUGCUUCCCAUCGACGAAAAGGAUAACACGACAGAGCUCACUUUGCACGAUAAACGACGCAUGAAGUUGUCUGAUGCCGGCAUCAAAUUUGGCGUUCGUAACACGGUGAUUAUUAUCCCCAAAGGCCUAGAUUACUCAUCACCGAAUAUUUCAAUAGAAACAGAAAUGUCUUUCGACGACGAUUUAGCAGUGGGUGCUUCGGCAAGUCCCGUUGAGUCGUCCAAUUACAACAUGCCCGCACCGCCACCGCUUCCGGCACCGCUGUUCGACAGCACGGUACGGCCGGUUGAUAAGCAAUACACGUUGCGUCACAAUGGGGAACACUCGCAGAGUGCGUCCCACAAUUACCGUGGCCUGGUUAAUCAGGCGAUGACCUGCUACCUGAACAGUCUCCUGCAGGCGUUGUUCAUGACGCCCGAGUUUCGCAACGCGCUGUACAAUUGGGAGUUUGAUGGCAAGGAUGAGGCUAAAUCUAUUCCCUACCAGCUGCAGAAGUUGUUCGUCAAUCUUCAGACAUCUCCGAAGUCGGCCGUGGAGACGACUGAUUUGACGCGAAGCUUUGGAUGGGAUUCAGCUGAAGGUUGGCAGCAGCACGACAUCCAGGAGCUCUGCCGCGUCAUGUUUGAUGCGCUCGAGCAGAAAUUCAAAAAUACCAAACAAGCCGAUCUCAUCAACCGGUUGUAUGAGGGUAAAAUGAUCGAUUAUGUGAAGUGUUUGGAGUGCAACACUGAGAAAAAACGUGAAGAUAAGUUCCUGGAUAUCCCGUUACCGGUGAGACCGUUCGGGAGUACCGUCGCAUAUGAAAGCAUCGAGGAAGCACUCCGAGCUUUUGUCCAGCCGGAAAUACUCGAAGGCAACAACCAGUAUCACUGCGAAACAUGCGAUAAAAAGUGCGAUGCCCAUAAAGGACUUAAGUUUACCAAGUUUCCGUAUAUUCUCACCUUGCAUCUGAAGCGAUUCGAUUUCGACUAUAAGACGUUUCAUCGAAUCAAAUUGAAUGAUAAGGUCACAUUUCCGCAGGCAUUGAACCUAAACAACUUUGUUAAUGCGGUCCCUCAAGUGGGCAACAAAUGCACGAUGUUAUCGACCGAAACGGUCAAUGGAGUCAAUGGUGGGUUACCGGGGAUCCAAAUGGAGACAGCUGAGAACUUUAUGAAGACUUUUGAUGAGUGCAGCACUACAGAUAGUGGUUCAGCUCUGGAGGAAGAUUCCUCUUUCCAGAACGGCACAUCAGUAUCAUCGACGACUACCACUCCGAAUGAUCAUUUCAUCACGCAGGAUGAUGACGAAGGCAUCGAUAUGGAGCUGAAUGGUGAUUGUAAGUCACCUUCUACUAGUAACUUCGACGCCCCUGGUCCCUAUGAGUACGAGCUGUUCGCCAUUAUGAUCCACUCCGGUAGUGCAUCUGGUGGGCAUUACUAUGCGUAUAUCAGGGAUUUCACAAGUUGUCACUGGUAUUCCUUCAAUGAUCAAACUGUUUCAUCGAUCACUCAAGAUGACAUACAGAAGUCAUUCGGCGGUGGUUCAUCCAAGACGUACUAUUCUGGUGCCUACAGCUCGAGCACAAACGCAUACAUGCUGAUGUAUCGGCAGCGUGAUUCGGAUAAAAAUUCAACCCCAAUUAGCGAGGAUGAAUUCCCGGAACACAUAAAGAGCUUGGUGUCCAAAAUUCGCAUGGCAGAUGCUGAACGCAGUAAAUUUGAUUCGGAUAUGCGGGUUAAGGUUUACUUUGCCAAUCCGAAGACCAGAAAUAUCGAGAGCUACAAAAUGUACCUAUUGAAUGAGAGCAGCUUGGCCGAAACCCUGGAGGAAGCCUACCGCUGUCUGAAUGUGAAAGGAGUCGUCCCGAUCGAACGCUGUCGUUUGGUGGCCUACGACCGUCAGCGAGAAGUGAUCGAGAAGAGUUUCGAAGGAGAUGAAGAUAAAUUGAUCGGUGAUGUGUUAAGACAGCUAGAGAGAAGUAACGAGCUUUUGCUGGAAACUCGAGAGGAGCACGAAGUGUUCGAACCGUACUUACCGGACGGUGUUAUGACCAAACUUUACAGGGUGGAUAUCUGCAGUCGAGAUGUGGAUGGACCGAUUUCGAUCCGUGCUAGUAAAAAUCAAACCGUGCUAGAUUAUAAAAUGAUAAUAGCACGUAAGUUCCUGCUUAACCCCAAAAGCAUCACUUUGGCACUCAAUGAGUAUAAGAAUGGCAGCAGGAUACUGUUGGAUAAUGAGGCAACUCUUCGCGAUGAAGGAUUCAUAGAGUAUUGUAAAGUAUUUGUUACCGUGAAUAACGCAGAAGAUACAGACUUUCCCAAUAAGUUCAGACAGGUUGCGUCGAAACUGGAUCACGUCAUUGCUCUGUAUUUCGUUCUGCCCAAAAUGGAUCCAGAUACUUUAAAGAAUAUGUAUAUUCCCCGCUUCGUUCCGAAGCCCCUGUCGCAAGCACCCCCAGCAACAAUGAACGGAUGCGCCUCGGAUGCUCAAAUGGCAAGCAACGACAGCAACAGCGAGGAUAGUAGUUUGAGUGACAAUGACCGAACGCUGGUGGAGGAUGAUGUACAUGCACAACUCAACGGAGAUGUCAGUAAUUUACAUUUUACCAACGGGGUCAGCACCAAUGGUUUCACCAGCGGGGACGAUGACGAUGAGGAGGAAUCAUAUCUAAUGGAGUGCAGGAAGAAUGACUACUACUUCAAAGUGACUCCCGCAAACUUCCAGAGCCCAGCGGCGGAAACAGGGACAGAGGAUGACAGUGGCAGUAGUAGUAGUAGCAGUGAGAGCGAAAAAGUUAUCAAGGUGCUGAUCGAUAAACGCGCCAGUCAUGGCUGUCUGAAAUAUAGAUUGCAGUCCUAUCUGAAUGUACCGAUGGAGUAUUUCAAGCUGUUCAAAAAUUCCGGUGUUUCACAGCAAGAAAUAACCGUACUCAAGGAAGAGCUCAAUACAUAUACCGAUGGAGAUCGCUUGACGAUCGAACUUGGUCGCGUUCUGCGUAAGGGCGAGUACAAGGUCAACAUAUAUUACUUCAACCUGAAUGAAAUGACUGAGGAUGCGGAGAAAUUGCCCCUGUUGUGUCCCUGGAUCGUCCGGAAUGGGCAGUUGGUGGGAAACAUCAAACGUGAUAUCCUGGCACAUCUUGCCGCUGGUGAUAGCAAAUACAGCACGCUGACGUACGAGCGCUGCCGGUUGCGUAAAAAGUUUUGGAAGAGCAUUUCCAAGGUGUGCACAGAUGAUCAGAAGAUCGGGGACAAUGUGCAGCUGACUAGCAGUUCAGAUAUGAUUCUUCAAGAAGUAGAUGACCUUGCUAGUGUGACACCCUCCCAUUACAAUGAUGUUGUAAUUAUGGUCCGAAGAUGGCUCCCGUCAGAGAGGAAACUCGCGAAAAUUGAUGAAAUCUUAUUUCCAAAUAAGUGUGAACUGAAAAGUCUUCUGUCCAAGCUGAGUGGAAUUCCCGAUGAUAACUUGGAGUACUUCAAGCUGCAGCGGCGGGACUCAGUUUCACUUCUUGAACUUCACGACCUCCCACAGUGGACGUCAAUGCCUAUGCGCUCCGAUCUAUGUGAUAGUGACCUCCAGGAUGGUAACAUGCUGUACUAUAGAGAUAAAACCGAAGUUUUGUUGGAGUUGACGGCCGAAGAACGGAAAGAGCUCACGAAAAAGGACAUUCGCAGCAGUUCUACCUAUUCGCCCCGGAAGGAACGUGCGCUUAAAAUUUACGUGGAUGCAUCUCCAAAGAAGGCUGACGACUGAUUGCUGCUGGCAGAAUGUAGCGAUGCUAAGAGGAGAAAAUGUGUCUGAUUGCAGCAGAUAGUGCAUGAGCCUAGAAAAUCCAUUCGUGGUUGACGCCAAAAUAGCUUUUGCUGGCAUACAAAAAUUCGCAGCGCAGUGAGUCAAAUUUGUGUAAAUUAUGUCCAGAUUUGUAUAGUACCGAUCGAUGUGGAGUAAGUGCUGUCACGAUUGGCAAACUUGUAUAAUGAACAAAGAAUCACGUGAAGAGAUUUCUUUUUUUAUAUAUUCUAUAAAGUAUUUUUUCAUCUAUUGUUUACGGAGGCAGUGCCUUUCCGCUGCGUGGUUAAACAAUAUUGAACGAUGGUUGGUUAUCAUUUGCUUAGUUCUUUUUUUUGUAUUGUUUCUUUCUAAUAGAUUUUUGUUUUGUCAAAUUCGUCCCUGUAAUAUGACCACAAAACAAGAAAUGAGAAUAAUGGAAAACUACUGUGAAAAUUAUGUAUUAAUUUGACUAGCAAUUAGUAAUUAUUUAUACCGCAGUACAGCGUUUGUUCGUUGUACUUUUAUGUUUCACAGAAGAUAUGAUAAGUUUAAAUAACAUUGGAGGAGAUUCGCAAAUUGUGAGUCUUUUUUGCAAUCUAUUGAAGGUAGUCUAACUUUGUUAACUAGUAUUUGAUGUCAUUUUGUUCUUGCACAUGCAGCCCUUUUUUAAAACGAUUUUCCUUACCAUUAAUUUACUCUCAUUGACGUUUAUGAACAGCGGAAGGCAAACGAUGCAAAUGUGAGAAUAAAUCUACUUCUUGCUCUAAAUGGA